UUUCUGGGUAAAUAAGUAAAUAUGAGCCGUUAUGUAACUUUAAAUUUGUUUCCACGUGGAACGACUGAAGGAAUGAAUCACUUAAUGAACGUCGUUCUGCUCAGUCCGGUUCUUGUGAACCGGUUCUUUCCCCUCAGGCUGCUGGAAACCAGACCGCCGCUGCUGUUAUUAUUAUUAUUAUUAUUAUUGAUGUUUUUAUUUUGGCCUCCAGCGCCAACUGGAGGUUAACUGUGACGUCACAAGUGAACACCCCCCGCUGCUCUGAGGAACCGAACCUGGAUCAGGAAGAACCAGACAGAAACCCGGAGACGGAGCUCCGCCCCUUCCACGGAACCACUUCACCCYGGGAUCCGAACCGACACCCAGAGGGCUGCGAGCGCUGCUGCUGAUCGGACCGGACCGGGACUGAUGACCGGACCGGACCCGAACCGGACCGGUGCCUGGAUGAAGGAGCUGCAGGCGGAACCCGCUGCGAGGAUGGAGGAACGGUUGGCCGACACCACGACCGCCUCAAACACCAUCAACAGCACGUGGUCCUGUCCCCAUGACGACGACGGAUUCAAGUACAAGGCCUACAUCUUCACCUACUUCCUGGUGUUCCCGGUGGCGUUCCUCUGCAACAUCAUAGCGCUGGUGGUCUUCUUCAAGACGAAGAAACGCAGGAUCAAGCCCGCCUUUGUGAUCAUGGUGAACCUCGCCCUGUCUGACGGCAGCUUCUCCCUCACCCUGCCUCUGCGACUGGCGUACUACCUGAACAAGGGCCACUGGACCUUUCCUGACUGGCUCUGCAGACUCUGUGUCUACGGCUUCUACGUCAAUCUCUACUCCAGCAUCCUGCUCCUCACGCUGCUCAGCCUCCUCCGCUGGUUUUCCAUCAUCUAUCCACUGCGUCAUAAGUACGUGCAAAGCUUCAGGUCAACCUUACUGAUAUGUCUGGCAAUCUGGCUGUUUGUGGGCGUGUCCUCUGUGCCCUUCCUAGGCAGCGGCGUUACAGACAGAGACGGAAUACCUCGCUGCUUUGAGCCGGCUACUCCAAAGUCUUGGUCCCGUAUUCUCAGCAUGAACUACGUGGCGUUGAUUUUUGGAUUUGUGCUGCCGUUCUUCACCAUCAUCCUGUGCUGCACCAAGAUCAUCCACUCCCUGACACACCCACAAUGUUCUCAGGACCUGGAAAGCCGCAUGAAGUUAAGGAAGAAAAACAAGCGCUCAGUGCACCUGCUCGUCAUGGUGAUCGCGACCUUCCUGCUCUGCUUCCUGCCCUACCACGUGAUCCGGACCCUGCACCUUCACGCCGUCAACGGCCACUGGAACUGCGGCGUCACCAACCUGCUGCAGAGAGCCGUGGCCGUAACGCUGUGCAUGGCGGCGUCCAACAGCGUGGUCAACCCGGUGCUGUACUACUACUCCACCAAGAAAUUCAAGGAAGACGUUGAGCACACUCGGCUACGUUGGAGUAGACGGCUGUCCUCUAGAAGUGGCUCCGUGAGAUCCAUGGGAAAGGCCGGGUCGAUGAAGGGUAAACCCAUGAAUUCAGUGGAUCUGGAGCAGAGUCCGUUAAGAACACAAUGUCCUGCURCAGACCAGAGGAUUCAAAUGACUGAGAAACCGUCUGGAUGCGUCUUUUGACUGAAAUGUGCUCAGAAUCCGUCCAGAAAACUGUCAGGAGAAACKGCUGCAGAUGAGGGUCUUCGAGUCCACAUCAGAUUCAUCUGUCACGUUUCCUUUUUCUUUGUCCAGUGUGAUGAAGGCUAGCUUUGUCAUUAGAACUGGUUUGUAAUCUUGGGUUUAAUCUGAGUUUAGUUGAGAUCAGAUUAUACUCCAGAGGAAGUAGGAAGGAKUUCUGUUGUCUUCUGAAGGAGUCACAUGUUCAUGGUUUCCUCCAGAUGUUGCUGUUCAGGUAAAAACGUGUUGUACAGGCUCCUCUCCAGGUCUGCAGCGCCCUCUUCAGGCCUGACUGGACUGAACAGGAAGAGGAAUCUUUAUUUUCCUGGGUUUUCUUGUAGUUUCCAUUGACCCUGAAGCUCCACUGCUCCCUGUGCCACCCAGUAAGCCGUUUACAGGGAAAUAACCCUGCAGCAGUUUCCUCCUGGUGAUUUUAAACGUUGUCUAACCAUGAAGCCGUCAGAGUGAAGCACUGAAACACUUUUGGGUGGGAUCUGAACAUGAGGUUCAUGUCCUGCUGAUCCUGUUUAUUUAACCGUCUUUAUGAUUUUCAGAAUAUGUUGGGAAACAGAACGGCCAUGUAAACAGGAAGCUUAAAAUGAAGGUCCAGCUGGACGUGUCGUCCCUUCUGUGUGGAUUUUUAUAUAAAUCAUUCACUUCCACAAACUCUGUCACUGUCUGUUUAUAUCCUGCUGUUUAAUUUAAUGUCUAUUUAUAAU
Messenger RNA from Poecilia reticulata (guppy), 2381 nucleotides. RefSeq names its product cysteinyl leukotriene receptor 3 (gene cysltr3). Gene Ontology annotation, molecular function: G protein-coupled receptor activity. Gene Ontology annotation, cellular component: plasma membrane. The record is from RefSeq and is a predicted model, not a curated record. NCBI's taxonomy places the organism in Eukaryota, Metazoa, Chordata, Actinopteri, Cyprinodontiformes, Poeciliidae. Gene Ontology annotation, biological process: G protein-coupled receptor signaling pathway.